AUGGGAAAAGCACCAUGUUGUGAUAAAAAUGGAGUGAGGAGGGGAGCUUGGACUCCUGAAGAAGAUAAAGCUUUGGUUGACUACAUUAACAAGCAUGGCCAGGGAAGUUGGCGUACACUUCCCAUGCAAGCAGGUCUCCUUCGAUGUGGGAAAAGUUGCCGGCUUCGGUGGAUAAAUUAUCUUCGCCCUGACAUAAAGCGUGGACCAUUUACUAGUGACGAAGAAAGUAAAAUUAUUCAGCUUCAUGCCAUGCUUGGCAACAGGUGGGCUGCUAUAGCAACUCAACUCCCAGGAAGAACAGACAAUGAAAUCAAGAACUACUGGAACACCCAGCUGAAGAAGCGCCUUCCUCGGUCGGGAUAUUCCCCAGGGACACAACAAACACAACAACAACAACAUCACUCUUUCAGCCCUGAUCACAGCGUUGUGAAAUCCGAGUCUCCUUCGACACGCCACAUGGUGCAAUGGGAAAAGACCAGAGUUGAGGCAGAGGUAAGAUUAUCAAUGGAAUCAGCAAUGGUUAAUUCUCUGUCAGCAACUGAAACAUCAGUAUACACAGAUUACUUUCUUCAACUUUGGCAUUCUGAGGUUGGAAACUCCUUCCGCAUGAUCAAAGGAAAAGAAGGAGUUGUAGUGUGUCCGAGCUCUGUCUCACAGGCAUCAUCAUCCUCAAAAUUGGAGUCAUGUUCAGAAGCAUCAUUGCCGGUUAAAAACACUGCCUUGGCAAACAAGUCACAAGAACAAGGUAGUAGCUAUAAGCUAAAUCUUGAAGAUGGCACUGCAGAUUCAGAGUCUGGCUACUAUGAAUUUCAUGAUGCUACUACUGAUUCUGAAGAAUUAAAGCACCUGCUAGAUAUGCCUGAUGGUGAAGUAGGCUUCAUAGGGGAGAAUGACAAUUACCUCAAUACUCUUUAUGGUUAGAU
Molecule: messenger RNA, 923 nt
Organism: Lotus japonicus
Lineage: Eukaryota; Viridiplantae; Streptophyta; Magnoliopsida; Fabales; Fabaceae
Product: transcription factor MYB17-like
Exons: 3
Coding region: 1-921 (306 amino acids)
Source: RefSeq, a predicted model, not a curated record